AGAUUCCGAGCCGAAACUCACGAAAGUAGGGUUGAACGAUCGGACGACUCUGCCUUGUUCUCCAAGUCGUCCUAUUUUAAUUAAUCAACGCAGCUCAGCGACUUACUCUGCAAUUCUCAGAUUGCAAAUAGAAAUCAAUGGUUUCCUCUUUUUCAUGAUCGAUUCCGAAAAUCUCCAUGGCUCUCCCUCUCGGCAAGCUCACUAUCCUCGUUGGUGCUGGCAUUGUUGGGUCGGUACUUGCUAAGGAAGGACGAUUGCCAAAUGUCUCUGAUUUCUUCUCCGGCGCAUUUAAGAUUGCAUUAAAGCAAAUUCGGCAAGAUAAUUCAACCAAUUCAACUCCAAAGCCAAAAAAUGAUUCCUUGAUGCAGCAGGUUAAUAGCUUACGGCAGGAGCUACAACUCUUGGCUUCAAAUAGAUCUGUUACAAUUGUGACAUCAAGUGGAUCAGGUACUAGCAGAUACACUAUAAUCAUUGUUGUUGUGGUCAUGGGGUAUGGUUAUAUUUGGUGGAAGGGUUGGAAGCUUCCCGAAUUAAUGUUUGCAACCAGGCGGAGCUUAUCUGAUGCAUGUGCUAAUGUGUCCAAACAGCUCGAGAGUGUAUAUACAUCUAUUUCUGCCACAAAGCGUCAUUUAGCUUCACGAAUUGACCGCGUCGAUUCUAAAAUAGACGAGUGUGUGGAUAAUACUGCUGCUACAAGAGAUGAGGUUUCUGAAAUUCGAGGAGAAGUGAGCAAAUUUAGUGAGGAUGUCCAAUCUGUUCACCAAGUUGUCAGAUCACUGGGGACAAAAAUUAGUAGGAUUGAAGGGAGACAGAAUGAAACAAACUAUGGCGUGGAAAAGUUGGUUGCUUUUGUGAGGAGCUAUGAAAUUGGUAGAGUCAAGGAGCAGAUUGAGGCAUCCCCAUCUAGCUCAUCUAGACCUGCCCUGGAAUUACCAUCUGUAACUCCCUCAACACGGGCUGGGCCUUUGUCUCCAAGUUCAUCAAUCGAACAACCAUCUCCAUCUGCUUCUAGUGUAUCUCCGAAGCGUCCUUUGCAUAGUGCUAUAUCUGCCUCAGGCCUGAAGGAGCUUGGAGGUAUAUCAGAUAUAGUCAAAGUGUCAAGUGAAAGCAGUCCUCAGAUUUCCAGUGCUGUUUUCACCUCAGAACAGAGCAAUGAGAACUCUGGUUAUAGUGUGUUUGGGCGUACGUUUUCUGGCAUUGGUGCUUCUUUUAUCACAAGAAGCCGCAGUGCUAUGCAGAAUUUUAGGUGAAGACAGUUCAGCAAUCAGUAAAAUAAUUGAUCUUUUAUAUAGUAUAUAUUCAAGGUUAGUGUUGCUAGCUGAGCAUCGAUCUCGGCUCAGUGAGUAUUUUUGCCAUUUUUUGAUGGCUGAAUUUUGUAGAGCUAAUUUUGACCAAGGUAAAUUUAGGUUACAUAUGUAAGUUCAGGCUAGACAUAAGAGAAGCAGGAAAUUGGAUGAGAGGAGUUUCAAGUCAAAUUAUCUCCUGUUUAUCAAAUGAAUGUUAUCAUCACAUGAGUGUUAUCUGGUGCUUUUUGCAUUUUUUA
Molecule: messenger RNA, 1543 nt
Organism: Nicotiana attenuata
Lineage: Eukaryota; Viridiplantae; Streptophyta; Magnoliopsida; Solanales; Solanaceae
Exons: 14
Coding region: 177-1250 (357 amino acids)
Source: RefSeq, a predicted model, not a curated record